AGGCUACAGUGGAUUUUUCUCACUAUCAUGAUAAAUGAAAUUUUCAUUCAAUAAUUGCUAAAAAAAAAAAAAAAAAAAAGUUAAUUUUUCACACUUUUUCCUGACUAGACUCAUAAGUAAACAAAUAGAUGUUUAAAAUGCAUAAUAAAAUUCCACACUCCCACCUUUUAAAAUGACCCAAACUAUAACCUACAGCAUCUGUACAGGGUCAUACAGUGAAAUGGCAGAUGGAUUUUCUAACAUGGUCAACAGUGUGACUGCAUCUCUUGAAAAAGAGGAGUGUAAAACCCUACUGUACCUUUGUACAGAUUUGUUCAACAACAUCUGCGUGGAAGAUUUAAGAGGAGCUUUGUUGGCAUUUGCCAAACAGGCACAAGCUCAAGCAGGUCAAGCUCAGGCUGGUGAUGCCCUGCUGAUGGAGCUCAUGUUCCGAAUGAAGCGCUUUGAUAUCCUAAAGAAAGUUUUUGGUACCAACAGACAACAGGUAGAAGGAAUUCUGAAGAAGGGAGCUGUCCUCUCAGAUUACAGGAUUCUAAUGGCAGAUGUGAGUGAAAACCUGGGGAAUGAGGAGUUACAAUCUCUUAUAUUUCUCCUGAGCAGUACCCUGCCCAAAGAAAGACUGGCUAGAGCUACUACCUUUCUAGAUGUGGUAGUGGAGUUGGAGAAGUUUGAUGAAGUAUCAUGUGAUAAGCUAGACCUGCUUGAACAGUGUUUGAGAAACAUUAACAGAAAGGAUCUUGUCAAAAGGAUUCAGGCCUACAAGAAUAGAGGUCAGAAUGUACCAUGUGCAGUUCCUAAAGUUCAGAAAUCCUUUAAGUUCGCCCCUGUGCAACGUCAGCCUUCUGUUCAACAAGUGAAACAAACACUAUGCUUUUCUCAAGAGUUUCAAAAUUUGAAGCUUUCAGUACCUGAAACAGGGACACAACAUCGACAGGCUUUGAUGGAGCAGUAUGAAAUGAAUCCUGAGCAGAGGGGUCUGUGUGUGAUUAUUGACUGUGUUGGCUUGGAUGGAGAGAUGAUGAGUCGGACAUUUGAUUGUCUGGGUUUCAAGGUAAUUUUUCACUCUCUCUUGGGUCUAAAAGAAACCCAGAAGGUCUUGGAAGACCUGACCCGCAACAGGAUCCUUCAGGGGGUCAAUCGCUUUGUCUGCUGCAUCAUCAGCAGGGGAACGGACACUCAUCUGUUGGCUACGGACUCUAGCAGCCUUGGCAUCAGGCUGGAGGAUCUCAGGCAGCUUUUCAGCCCAACCCAGUGUCCCUCUCUUUGUGGUAAACCCAAACUCUUCUUCACCCAGAUCUACAGGACCACAGAAGUCCCAAAUACCCCCUCAAUGGAUGAUGAAUACCUUGAGACAGAUGCACCAGCAUGCCACUAUUCUAGGAGGCUAUGUUCGAAUGCAAGGACUAUUCCAGUGUCAGCAGAUGUCCUUUGGAGUGUGUGCAGAGCAGAGGCAAAGCUGCUGGAAGGGUCUGGCCACCAGUCGGUUUACCUGCAUGCAUUAAAUUCUGCCUUUCUGAAGGGAUGUCAGAGAAAGAUGCUUUUAUUGGACAUCAUGGCAGAGGUGAACAGAAACGUGUUUAGUCACAAUCAACAAAAUCCUGAGAAUGAGUACCGCCUUCAACUCUCUCACACACUACGCAAGAAACUUUACUUGUAACACUUAAUGUGUGCAUCACAACACACUACUUUGUUUUUUUUUCUCUCUUUUUCUUUUCU
Molecule: messenger RNA, 1716 nt
Organism: Sinocyclocheilus grahami
Lineage: Eukaryota; Metazoa; Chordata; Actinopteri; Cypriniformes; Cyprinidae
Gene: cflara
Product: CASP8 and FADD-like apoptosis regulator a
Exons: 9
Coding region: 173-1657 (494 amino acids)
Biological process (GO): regulation of apoptotic process; proteolysis
Molecular function (GO): protein binding; cysteine-type endopeptidase activity
Source: RefSeq, a predicted model, not a curated record